Molecule: messenger RNA, 480 nt
Organism: Cylicocyclus nassatus
Lineage: Eukaryota; Metazoa; Nematoda; Chromadorea; Rhabditida; Strongylidae
Source: the annotation of a GenBank genome assembly
AUGCUUCCCGCUAAUUACGAUUCGUUACAGAUACCGGGCGAAGUUGUACAGGCAAUUAGAUGUGUAUUAGUCGUUUCUGCAAGUAAUGCAGAUCCAGAACGUAGCUUUUCGGCUGCGAACAGACUCACAAAAGAUGAAGGAAGCAAUUUGGCAACAAGCACCCUCGAUUCGUUGAUGACAAUACAAAGGGAUGGUCCCAGCAUUUUGACUGUCAAAGUUCAACAGCUAGCCGCGCAAUGGCUGUAUCCUCGUCCAGGCCUAAAUCUACAUCCAGGACAGCCUUCUACGUUUGGAAGAAAAGGCAGUCUUAUGAAAGAGAUAAAAACAGCUCUUGCAAGUGGGGAUGUCAACCGUUUGAUUGCUAAACAUACUGCUCGCCAAGACGUCAAGGAAAUCAGCACCCGACUUCAGAACGAAGAGGAGGCCAAACUAGCAAUUUUUUCUAUCGGCUCAGUUGCCGAAACAAGUCCAUCGCAAUAA